Molecule: messenger RNA, 1783 nt
Organism: Exophiala mesophila
Lineage: Eukaryota; Fungi; Ascomycota; Eurotiomycetes; Chaetothyriales; Herpotrichiellaceae
Exons: 4
Coding region: 219-1541 (440 amino acids)
Molecular function (GO): flavin adenine dinucleotide binding; oxidoreductase activity, acting on the CH-CH group of donors
Source: RefSeq, a predicted model, not a curated record
UGCUAACAAGCCUAGGUAGGAUCUCUGUACAAUAAAUUAAUAUAGCCGGGUCGGUGAUCGCUGCGUAUUUUUUCCCCUUCACCUUGAUCUAGCUAUCGACAUCGACUGUUCUAGUCCUUCCUCUUAUUCUAGACACGAACCUGGGAUUAGACUUGCUCACUCUCUCACUCAUCUCAGAUCCCUUCCCUCUCACAUCCACGCCCCCUCGUCCCUUCGCGAUGGCUCCCCAAAUCCCAUUCUCUGAGCCUCCUUGGCUGGCUGGCUUCCCUUCUCCUUAUUACAACGAGUCCCACAAGAAAUGGCAAAAGGCAUGUCGGGCUUUCCUGGAGGAGCACCUCCUCCCUCAUGCCAUGGAUUGGGAACGGGAAGAGACUGUGCCAGACCACCUCUUUCAGACAUUUGCAAAACACAACAUGCUGAUUCCCAAUUUAACUUCGCCUCUACCAGUCGAGUGGCUGAGGCGAUUGGGUAUCAAUGACAUCUUGGGAACCCCAAUUGAAGAAUGGGAUUAUCUCCAUACGGGUAUCUAUCUCGAUGAGAUGGCCAGAUCUGGUCUCGGAGGUCCAGGUGGUUCCAUGACCGCCGGCCAUGCUUUUGGUAUUCCUCCCAUCAUCAAGUUCGGCAACAAGGCGUUACACGAGAAGUUCCUGCCAGACGUCCUCACCGGUAAGAAGCGAAUUUGUAUUGCCAUUACCGAGCCCGGCGCUGGAAGUGAUGUUGCAAACAUUGCGACCACGGCAAAGAAGACUGCAGAUGGCAAACACUAUAUCAUCAAUGGUCAGAAGAAAUGGAUUACCAACGGUAUCUGGUCCGACUACGCCACAAUGGCAGUCCGAACCGGCGGCCCUGGCGGAAAAGGCCUCAGCAUGAUCGUGUGCCCAUUGAAGAAUUACCCUGGUGUUGACAUGAGACGAUUGAAAGUAGCUGGCCAAAUCAGCGCUGGCACGACCUUCAUCGACCUGGACGAUGUCAAAGUGCCCGUGGAGAACCUGAUCGGUGAAGAAGGAAAGGGAAUGGGAUACGUCAUGACCAACUUCAACCACGAACGUCUGACCAUCUGCUGCAGCGUGGCACGUCAAUCGCGUGUCGCCGUUUCAGCCGCCCUCGAAUACGUCAUGAAGCGAGAGGCAUUCGGCAAGGCUCUGAUCGAACAACCGGUGGUGCGACACCGUCUGGCCAAAGUCGGCGCCGAACUCGAAACCUACCAGGCCUGGGUCGAACAGUUCCUGUAUUCGAUGACCAAGCUCACCAAGGAGGAAGCCGAUUUGAAACUCGGUGGAUUGACCGCUCUCGCCAAGGCAAAGGGUGGUAUGGUGUUUAACGAAUGCGCCCAGACCGCAGUGCUGUUGUUCGGUGGUAAUGGAUACACCCGUACCGGCCAGGGCGAGAUUGCCGAACGUCUCUAUCGAGAAGUGCCCGGAACGAGAAUCCCCGGUGGAAGUGAGGAUGUCAUGUUGGAUUUGGCUAUUCGACAGCUGGUCAAAAACUUCCGCAAUGCCACCAAGGAGCUCUCUGCUCCGAGUGGAUCCAGCAAGCUGUGAGUGAGGAAGAAAAGAAUGGCUGUUGAAUUGUGGAUCAACGAGCAAGGUGAUAUGUCUCCAUUAUAAAGUACCUGGGGGUCAGAUCUGGCUUGCGUCUGCCUCAUCGUUGGCUGUAUGGAUCAAUACGCAAGAACAAGAAAAAUAAAUACAUAACCAGCCGUCGUGGAGAGAAUUCCUGUUAGCAUGUAUAGGUGCUGAUGUACAUACAGGGUUUAUGGUCAAAUUUGAAGCAUUUUCUCGAC